Zerene cesonia (dogface butterfly) is the source of this 3775-nucleotide messenger RNA. It is a transcript of the gene dlt, whose product is annotated as codanin-1. The transcript has 16 exons. NCBI's taxonomy places the organism in Eukaryota, Metazoa, Arthropoda, Insecta, Lepidoptera, Pieridae. Gene Ontology annotation, cellular component: nucleus. Bases 60 to 3728 code for a protein of 1222 amino acids. Gene Ontology annotation, biological process: chromatin organization. The record is from RefSeq and is a predicted model, not a curated record.
UAGCAAUUUAGCGCGCAGUCUCGUAAAUCGAUCGAAAAUAAUACUUUUUGAUAAAAAAAAUGUCUGAUACAUUAAUAGAAAGUGUCCUCUUGGGAAAAAUUAAUAAUGAUCUAUUAAUUAAGUGGCUAAAUGACGAGUCUAUUGAGGGCGCGCCGGAAGACUGUAUAUUAUUUUGCUGUAAUAGGAAUGAAUUUGCAGCUUAUUUUCUGUCUUUUUUAAGGAUCCAAACUGAUGCAAUUUUACAAACGAACAGCAAUGCUUUACAAAUACUCAAUCAGACUCCAGAGAAAUCGUUAAGUCAACGAAAACACCAUCGUUCCAUCAGCGAUCCCACAUGCGAAAAUGACAGAUCCAGUGAUAAUCUCACGGUCAAAAGUGACCGUAAAACUCAAGAAUCGCCAAAUCGCGAGAAGAAAAAGACAGGGAGGCGGGUCAAAACAAAGCUGUUUACAGAUGAGAAGACAAACAACCAAUCUCUGUUAUCAAACCAAUCAUCAGAUGAAUCCAGAUUGAGUAUUGGAGUUGAACGAAUUGUAGUGUCUAGUACACCAAUGAAGAAUGGCUUCAAACCGGACAGUAGUUUCAUUACCAGCCCCGUAACUCCAACAUCUAAAAGCUUCAGUGAAAGAUGCGAUACGCCACGCCUCUCCCGGCACUCAAGGUCACAAGACAAAAGCAUAAGCUUUGGGGACUAUCUAGCAACCGCAACAAAAAGUUCCAAAAAGAAACGGUCUAGCCAAAAGAACACUUCAAACGAGGAUGUGAAAGUGGAUUUGGACCUGAGUAACUCGGAGAUGUUUCCAGAGAUCGGAGCGAGGAAGUCUAGCUCGCUGCGGUCGGAGCGAAGGAGGAUAAAUCCAACAAAUAUCGACACAAGUGUUGGACAGAAGAGUAUGUCGUUGAACAGUUUCAGUGACGCGUUUCAGCAGCCUCCGUUAGCUUUGGAAGAGAACUUAGCGUUCAAACCGCAGUUACAGCCGAAGGAGACAUCCGGAAACUUUGACGCCGAGCGUAAUAUAUUACGACAAGAAAGAUACAAGCUGAUGGAGAAAUUCAACAUUCUUAACACGAGCGUGUCGCCGAAAGUGACGCCGCAAAUAAAAAUCACGCCACGGGACGCGGUAGAUAAAAAAAUACCUAGCAAAUGUAAUUACGAAGAGGCGGACGUUGCCAAAGUAGUGUAUAAGGAAAAAAUUGACAUACUAAUUGAUAUAUAUGACUCUUUAUUGAAGAACAAUCUCAUCCUCAGCGUGAAUACGGAGAUAUACUUUCUCAUAUCGAUUCUGCUAUCGAAACAGGAUGAAAACGAUUAUAAACAGAACGAAUCUCAAAUGAGUGACAAAACGGAGAAGUGUAUACUAAAAAGUAUACACAACAGUACGUAUUUUUCAGUGAAAUCGCUGUGGAACCUGCGGUUUGUGUUGGAAGUGAUUUUAGAUAAGAGUGCAUUGAAAACGUUAGGCGAAAAUAAGAAAGUGCGUGGUUUCUUUCCGGAUUUGGCUAAGUUUUUAUUGAACUCAUAUGGUUUGAAGUGCGAGGCAGAUAGUGAGAGGAAACCCACGCAAGAGGAACGUUGUUCGAACGGCAUUGUGUGUUUUAAUUUUGAAACGGACAACGCAGAUAACUUUCCAUCGUUGCUGAGCUUCCAGAACUUUAAGAAACAGCGGGAUAUGUUCUAUGAGAUAUUGCGUGCAGAAUCGAAGCUGCACAAAUUACAGCGCCGCCUAACGUGUCCCGCUGCGCCGGAGUCGCAUCGUCUACCGCACUUCACCGACAAGGAGAUGUUUUAUAAAGAAUUCAUAAUGCACGCUGACAAUGAGAGCUUCCGAAUUCAUUUAAAGGACACCCUCGCUUCAGAAAUAAUUUCUCUCGACUCGAAGUCGCUUUGCAGUGAAAGUUCCAACGGUUCGGAGGUUUCGCGCGAAUUCCUCCAAGUGUCCAAGAAGCUAGGCACCCUAUCCAAGUUCCUGGGCUACCUGACGUCGCUGCCCUACACGCAGAUGAGCGACCUCGCGAUAAAAACGGGCGCCGCCGGGCUGCGGGACAUGUACGGCGCGCCCAAGGAGAAGGUCUUGGAGAACAGUAUCGCGAUGAGGAACUAUAGCCAACCGAACAUCGACAUUAUAGGCCUCUUAAAAGCGGCCUACGAAAACAGCCGACUGUGCGUCACCCUGCCCUGGAUAGUGCACUAUCUAUCGAUGUUGGACUACACAUCGCUGCGCACCAACUACUAUCGACAAUUGUUGAGAACCGUCCUGCACAUACACGAGGACCGACUGAGGCACACCAACAGAACAACGGGUGUAUAUCUGAAGUCGAUGCUGGGCUGGCUGUUCGACCUGCCCCACUUCCCCCGCGAGCUGCUCCACGACAAGCUGCGCGUCGCCGGCCGCCAGACCAGCGACGCGCCUCUCGACGCGAUGGACCUCAUAGACGAGGCGAUGCUGCACGAGCUGUGCCCCUUCCUCAGAGACAUCAACGUGCUGCUGUCCUGCAAGGGGACGGCGGAGAAGGGUGGCGGCAGUUUCAGGCACAUAACGCCGGUGAAUCUCAGCUUGAACAAGGAGGAUAGGAUGAGGUGCAAGGAGAGGGAGGUACAGGCGCGUCUCGAAGUGGAGUUCCUAAAGUCGCAGCCUUCGUCCACUCGGCGCGUUCUCGAAAUGGUCGUCGAGCGGGUGACCUCCAGCUCCAUAAAGGAGCUGGGCGGCUCGCUCGUGGCCGCGCGCAGGAGGUGCCGGGAGCUCGCGUGGAGGAGUGUGCACGGUGCCAAGGAGGACCGGUCGGUCCAGCUGGCCAACCUGCAGCAGCUGUACCAAGACCAGCUGACCCAUCUCCGAGCUUUGCCCACAAGCCACACGGCCACAAUCCGAGAGCGCGUGGGCGCCGCGCUGACCGCUCUGCUGCCCACGCCCACGUCCACGGGCACGCCCACGCCCACGCCCACCCCCGUGACCACGGCCGCGCUGCAAGCGAUCGCGGUCAAAGCCUGCACGGAGAGAUUGGUUAAGUGGACGAACGAGCAUUGGAACAGCACGGCCGUACUAUGCAAGGACAUAAACGAGGAGUUGAACACGCUGCUAGCGCUGGGUGAAAACUUCCAAACGCCCGCAACGGAUCAACCGUCGCCGGACGAGUUUAACACAUUCGAUAGUCCGGCUUUCGCUAUCAUAGCUUUGAAGGAGCAGAUCUGCCAGGUGGCGGAGGGCGCGGGCGCGGCGGGCGCGGCGGGGGAGUGGGGCGCGGCGCUGCGGCGCUGCGCGCGCGCCACGCGGGGCGGAGCGCCGUGCCGCGCGCCCGCGCGCCGCGCCAUCCUGCAGCUCAGCCUCGACUUCCUCGUCGUCUCCGUUAGCAAACAUCCAGACCAAGUGACGGACCAAAUCUUAUCAAUGCUCGAAGCUAUAUGGGACAACUGCUGUCCCGAACGACUGCCGGACUCGGAGAGCGAGGUAGAGGGGGAGAGAGGAGAUCCUCUGGAGAGGAGCGGGAGUGAGAGUAAAGACGAGUCGAGCCUGUCGCCGUUCGCGCGGCUGCUGAGCCCGCGCAACGUGUGCGCGCUCGGAUCCGUAAUCUCAUUAUCUUUCAUAUAUUUCCAGGAGGUGCUAGAGAAUCUCUCCGCUUGCAUGAAGACCGUCUCGUCGAAUUGGCGUUCUUCGUCUGGCAAGUUCACUCUGUUCCUCGACUUCCUGGCGGACUACUGCGGGAAUAUGGACUUUGAAAUAAUGGAGUGAGAUGUGCGAUAUGAAAUGGGAUGUAUCUGUGUGAGAUUAAAGCAUAA